This is a messenger RNA of Neospora caninum, 5979 nucleotides long. RefSeq lists its product as hypothetical. Lineage: Eukaryota; Apicomplexa; Conoidasida; Eucoccidiorida; Sarcocystidae. The record is from RefSeq and is a predicted model, not a curated record. The coding region runs from base 1 to 5979 and encodes 1992 amino acids. The transcript has a single exon.
AUGCCGCUAUCCCACAGCUUUCACCGUGUACAGAAGAGAUCCGUUUUUUCGUCUUCCGUCUUGAACGACUGCUUGCCGUCUCCAGCCCUACGGUGCCAUGACAGAGACAUCCCUGGGGCUCACACGUCCCCGGCUUCUCCCCAAGCCUCGCCCCACGCCAUGAGCAUGGAGUUGGUUCGCCAGUCUUCUCUCGUGCCUCCUCUUGCAUCUUCUCAUCAGUGUGCUGCCGCGCCCCAUGUCUCCUCGGCGGCGGUCGCCGGGGGGGCGCUCGCACCCGGCUUUUUCCCGACUGCUUCCUCUGGUGUGGUUCAUCCCUCCUCGUCUCUUCUUCUCUCUUCCGCCCCUCCGCCGAUGCAAUACAAUGCCUUCCACUUCUCUGCGGCGGUGCCAGGCCAGCAAGCCGUGUGUCAGUCGUCUGCAACCUCAAGUUGGGGACCGGGAGCUCCUGGGGCGGUCGCGACGCACGGCUCGUCUCAGCUUUCCGGCGCUCCCUUCCUCCCGGUCUUCCUCCCUUCUGCAAACGCUCCCCUCUAUGUGUCUGCUGAUUCCAGUGGGAAUGUGCUCUCUGCGGCAGCCGUCCCCGUCUGUGUGAGCUCGUCCAUCGACGGCUUAGAAACGGGCCGAGGCAUCAGUCAAGGCGACGGCCAAAGGGGCGCAGCACCCACUGGGUCGCCUCUUGCCGGGAGAGACGAUGCGGCCUUGGUCGGCCUCGAUCAAGGAGCCGGGGGUGGCGCGUGUGUGUUUGUUCUUUUUCUUCUCUCGCCCUCGGUCUAUUCGCUGCUUCCCCAGCAACAACAGCACGUUGCGACUGCUGCCGUGUAUGAACACAUGGUGAGGGGAGUGGUCCCCUAUGGGCUUCAGUCAUCUGAGCAGGCGUACUGGACGCUGGCGUCUUCUCGGAAUCUACACCCGGCUCUGUGUGGGGUGCCUCCGUCCCCGACCCCCCUUCUCGCGCAAGACGCUGCUGCCUCGAUCUCCCAAGACCCUGCUUCGGAGGCGCCUUGUGUCGACUCCUCUCAGGACGGCGAGGGAGCGGCCGACGGCGCGAGCGAACCCGCCUUGAGCUCCCAGAUCCCCCUGGCUCCUGCAGUGCCGUGCCGUCCUUCACUGGGGAAACACGCGGAAGAACGAGGAGAGUGGUGCGAUCAAGGCGACAGCGAGACGGUGCAAGGUCAAGAGCGCGACAGUCCAAAUGCCCAGAAGCGACGCCGGGGGGGGCCUGGAGAUGCAGUGACGCCGACAGGUGAAGGCCGCGAAGGGGCGAGAGCAGCCGCACACGGACACGAAGAGGCGAGAGCGACAACUCCCAAUGUGGAGCCGGCUCCUGCGUCUUCGAGCGACUGCUCUUGCGCCGCCUCUGUCCGCGCCAGUGGGUCUCCGCGGACGCGUGUGGCGACGGCGAACGCAGUGGUGGCAAAGCCAGAUGGAGUCGACGCGGAUCGGAAAGGCGAGGACCUAAACAGGGAUGCCUGCGGCGAGGUUGGCUGUUCAUGUCAAGAAGCUGCACCAAACCCUUGCGGGGCUGACCCUGGAGGCGAACUGCUGGGCGUGCCUCGGAGUCCGUGGCCACAGAACGCAUUGAAUCAGGAGGCAGCGGUAGUCUGUGCCUCGACCUCUGGGGCACUGCCCAGCGAACGGGGGAUCCAAGACGGGCGGACCCGCCUCGGGAAGGACCAGGAGGGAAGCGGUGGGACACAGGUAUCUGCCAAGUCGUUCAUACAGAGGAAAAGAGGCAGUCUGCGGGGGCUGCCUCCACCGCAACGUGGCGCACGCCUCGGAGGGCCGGGCCAGCCUUUCAGCUUCGAGGGCUUGGAUUCGUCUCUGCCUGCUCCAUCUCUCUCCCGCGGGGUCCCAACACCCCCAUUUCCGCACCCCCCGCCAGAGACGGAUGCGUCUUUCCCCUCGUGUUCCGGUCCUCCGGCCACGCCGCUCCAGGCUCAAACGGGCGCGCGGUUCAACUCGGGAGUGUCUCCGAACGCCGCGACCCCGGCUCGGCCACGGGCCUCCUAUUUCCCCAACUUCCCCGCGCCGUUCCGCCCACAUGUCCAACCGACAGCAGGGGUCUCUGCCAAUUUGGGCAGCGCGCCCUACCCCGUCUGUGGGCCAGUGGCCGCCGGCGCCGCAGUCCCCGUCUCGUCGGAGCCGUUUCUGGCCCAGGCAGCUGGGGUCGCCGAAGCGGGCGCUUUGCGCCUUGCUCAGGGGUCAGUCGCGCCCUCGCCUGGUGGGGCCUGUUCCGGGGAGGUGUGUACCGAGGUGGGGGCCGGGGGCAAGGCAGGGGCGACACACGGCGCAAACGGCAGGUCGGCGACAGAUGUCUCCGGGGCCCGAAUCCUAGACAGCGGCGUGGAGGCUGUCAAUGAGGCGUGCCCGCACGCGCUUCCCCCUCCGAUGUCCCACCUGCGCGACUCAGGCGUCGACGCCGUGUCCGACGCCUCGGCUUCCUCGUCCACAGGUUCGCGUGCGGGGCCUCUGCGGUCCGUGCGUGAGGCUCGGACGCCGUCCAUUCAUGGCGCCUCCUCCGGCAGUGCCUGGAGCGCCAGGCAGCGAGGCAUCUUGUCUUACUUCGGCAUAGGUCCUUCGGAAGCCCCACAGCUGGCGGCGACGGGGAGACACAGUCCUCAGUGGGGCGCGGAGACGCUACCGCCUGGGUCUGUGAGCGGAUUCGGUGGCGAGGGAGGUAAGGCAAACCGCGAGCGAGGCCGACGCAGCUGCGGCAAAGUGAACAGAAGAGACAGAGAGUCUGUAUGGCCUCUCGGGAGAGGCCCCCGAAGUCAAGAGACGCUGGCGCCUCUCUCUGCCGUUCCAGGGCGACGCAGUGCAGACCCCAGCGGGAUUCGUAGGCGCGUGGCCAGCGUCUCCCUGGGGGCAAACCUCGCGGCUGGACCGGGGCGCGAGCGCGCCAGGUUCUGGUCCGCACACGGGAAGGAGUCUCUGAGGGAGCGGCGGAGGCUCCAGAAUUGGCGAGAGGUCCAGCGAUCGGUGUCGGUUACCCCAGGAAACCUCAAAUCACCGGAGGAACGUGCGGACGCGUGGAUGGACAGGGGCGCGCCGGAUCUGCCGGGCGGGCUCCAGGAGCACUCCCGAAGAGCGACGAGGCCGAAACGGAGAACCGAGGGCCAGGUGAACGGCGAGCAGCCCUGGAGAGCGCUGGGGCACGGCUCAGAGGAGGCACGAGAACAGGUGGAGGAAGGGCGGCUAUGGUGCGGUCCAGAGAACCGAACUUGGGAAGGACGUGGCCCCGAAGGCCCAACAGAGCGAGACCGAUGGCGAGGUUCUGACCGCGAACGUGCGGGCCGACUUUCGCUCGACGUUUCUGGCUGUCCAGCGCCUCCGCUUUUCGUGCCGCCAAGCAUGCUCGCUCCAGGCCAGAGACAGGCGCGGGUCUCCGAGACUCGGGAGAUCCCGAGAGAGCCCAUAGGGAACGGAAACGCGUUUCCUCUCUGGAGUCCGGUUCCGGAUCCCCCGCAGGUGCCUUCGGCCUCGGCUUACGGCGACGUGAGUCAGCUGCAGCGUGGCGGCGAAGUGAAAGAGAAGAAGACUUCCAAGAGAAACCAUCGCAGCCGCGGGUGGGCCGUUCCCGUGUCCCCCUGUGCGGCGAGGUCCCCGCUUCUCUCGGCUCCGCCUCCGCGCCUUCGUCACCGGGUGCCUGCUGGCCCACCCCUCCCAGCAGGGGCGUAUCCGCCGUCGGGUCGGCCACUCUCUCUUCCCUGCUUCGGCUUGGUCCCUGUGCAGCCUCCUCCUCCGCUACCUGCGCCGCCUGCCUACGCGCCUUCGGCGCAGAUGAACGCACAGCCCCCGAUGCCCCCAGUCUCUCCUCGGGUCGUGUGGCCGUCCUCCCCCUUCCCCAGGAGGCCUGUCUCUUUGGCUGCGUUUUCGCCUGUUGCAGCCGGACACUCAGAACGCGCCCAGACGCCUGCGUCGAGGCGAGAUGACGGGUGCGUCGCAUGCAGUUUGGUUCACUAUCCGCCGCUUCCUCUUGCCUGCAUGCCGGUAGGCGCCGAGGGAAGCGGGGAGGAGCGCCGCAGCGGCCUCCGACCGCGCCAGGGGCUGCGGAAAGGCGAGCCUCAAGACUCCAGGAGACGGCGAGAGGCUCCAGUCCCGGCAGAGGCCGAGCCGAACCUGCGCUGGUGUUCUUACGGGUCGGAGGCCGGAGGAGUUUCACCCUCCGGGGCGGUCGCCUCGCGCGAACGCCUCCAGAAGCAGGAAAAGGACGCCGCGAGGGUCGAGCGAAGCUUCUUCCUCGUCGACAGAGACGAGCGAAACGCUCUUUGUCCGGUGCCGCCUCGCCGCAGUACGAGCUCCACACGUCUCUCUGCCGAUUCGGCGCCAGGACCCGGUGUGGCGGAAGGCGAAGGCCUACUCUGGCCUGGAGGCAUGCGACACUCAACCUUCUGCGUGCAGAGAGACGGCGAGGCGGCUGGUACGCGGAUGCAUGCAGGGGACAGCGAGGGUCGGCAGGAGGGAAAAGCACUCGGGCCUGAAAGACAGACUGCGGGAUGGAGGCUCCCAGCACUGGGGCCAAUGCCGCCGUGGGUCCGGCCCGCAGACCUGGAUGUCGAGAGGAGGCGAGGCAAGGCGCAGGCGGGAAGACUUGUCAGCGAAGGGAGACUCUCGGCGGGUUCAUCCAACGGGCCGAGCGCAGUUGAGGCGCCGCGUAUCCCAGACAGGCGCGGCGACCGCGAUAGAGGCGCGAGAACGUACCAAACGAGCGGGCAAAGCGACAGGCAGUCGACGCAGGGCGAUGUCCCUUCGCCUCUGCCGCAGACAGAGCGUGAGGUGUAUGUACGGCCAGUCGGGCUUCCGACAACGGAAGGGCCGUGCCUGGGGUCUUUCGGCGCCGAGCACGGGGCAAAAGGCGGGCGGGGUAGGCGAGGCCGUGGCGAACGGGUAGAGGGGAAGAGCGGGAACGCGUUUGGAAGUGCAUGCACAUAUGCGGAGCCCACGCACGUGGAAGGCAAGGCGGUGAGGGCGUGUCCGGGAACGGGAGUCGCGAUCGCAGCUCAGGAGUACGCUCCGGGGAGAGACGGAAGACAAGACGAUAGAGGCGAGACGCAGCGAAGUGGAUGCGCGAAAGUUUCGAGGCGGGUUGACGAACGGAUGCACCACGCGUGUAGUCGCGUCGAGACGAACGAAGGCACCUAUCGCCUGCAGGGGCGUCAGCAGAACGACGUGGACCCCGGCUCGCGCAAGGGGAACGAGGUCUGUGGUGCGGUUGCACGAGGAGCGAGAAGACACAAGCGCACGUCGUUUCCGAGGCUCUCGCAUUCGUGCGCUCCUGUCCUUUCAUCUUCGUUAGCUUCCCCGUUCUCCGUUUCGUUGACGUCGAUGACCCCCUCGGAGUCUCUCACCUCCUGCGCGCUUUCGCCGUCUUCCUCCUCUGGAUCCUUCUACACGAGUCCGUCGAUCUCCUCGUUUUCCACAGUGUCCUCGGCGUCUUCUAUCUACCCGUGCGCCGCCAAUGGUGGCUUCCCCGCGACUUCGUGGUCCACACCUGUCUCUUCGCCUUGCUCUGCAGUCUCCGGGCGCGGAGGGACACAAGUUCAGAGCGAGGAGACGCCGUUCGUGCGUGCCCACGUCGAUGCGACUCAUCUCAAAAACUUCUCGCCGCGUCUGCCCAGCCGGCCGAGGCCGAGUGUCCCUUUUCUCCCACUCUCUGCUCCGCCGUAUUCUCUCCAGGGUGCGCCUGUCGAACCGUCGGCUCUGUUCUCGCGUCCGCAUGCGUUUUCUGGGAACGCCAUAGCGAGGAGGCACACGGGCAGUGAGGGAGACCGACGAGGCGCCGGAGAGGCAGAACGAGUCAACGGCAGGUUGGAGGUGGAACCCCGAACCUGUUUCUUCUCGUAUGCACACAAGGGACGAGGCCGUCGGCGAGAGCACAAGUCGAGAGACGAGGAGGCAAAGGCUGUCGACAACACACUGGCAACCAUUCUUGAGGGCAGUCGAGUGCUUGAAAUGCGCCGGAGGCCGGUGAGGCACUAA